AGGUCCUGAUGAAGUCUACCCAUCACUCCACCCAUUGACGAUGGAUAAUGACCAAGUCUACAGCACGCUCACACCCACCCAAAGGAGUGCAGGUCCUGAUGAAGUCUACCCAUCACUCCACCCAUUGACGAUGGAUAAUGACCAAGUCUACAGCACGCUCACACCCACCCAAAGGUUCUUUGAUCAUCAUUUUCACCAUGAAAAAAGUCUAUGCAUAUACUUGCCUACUUUCUGCUCUGAGUGUUGUGGAGAUGAAGAUACUCAACAUAUACAGCCGUGUUGGUGGAAAUGUGACAUUCAAAUGCUCACACUGGGACAGCUGGUUUGAUGUAACAUCGAAUGAUAAGUACUUUUGUGACAGUUCAUGCUCAGAAGACAAACAUAUUAUAAUCAAAGCAGCAUUUGGAAAGACUACACAUAAGAACAGAAUAGAGUUAACUAACAUAGCAGAAGGUUUAUCUGUGACCUUCACUAAUCUCCAAAAGUCAGACUCUAAGACAUAUUAUUGUGGAGUGGAGAGAACUGGUCCUGAUUCAUAUAUAAAGGUGAAUCUUCAAGUUACAGAUGUUACAAGCAGCUCCAGUAUGUCUUCACACAGCUCCGAUAUUAUUACUGAGACGUCUACGUCAUACACGACCCUCAAUACAACGACACCUUCUGCAUCAGCAACUCAAGGAGCUGGAUAUGUGCCCUUUUUGAUUGCAGGUUUGAUUUUUAUAAUAAUCGUAGUGAUGGUCGGAUUGAUUCUUACCUGGAAGAUAAUGAAGAAACAACAGAUGGUUGUCAGCAUCCCACAAGAAGACACAAGAGAGAGUGCAGGUCCUGAUGAAGUCUACCAAUCACUCCACCCAUUGACGAUGGAUAAUGACCAAGUCUACAACACGCUCAAAUCAACCAAAAGGAGUGCAGGUCCUGAUGAAGUCUACCAAUCACUCCACCCAUUGACGAUGGAUAAUGACCAAGUCUACAGCACGCUCACACCCACCCAAAGGAGUGCAGGUCCUGAUGAAGUCUACCAAUCACUCCACCCAUUGGCGAUGGAUAAUGACCAAGUCUACAGUACGCUCACACCAACCCAAAGGAGUGCAGGUCCUGAUGAAGUCUACCAAUCACUCCACCCAUUGACGAUGGAUAAUGACCAAGUCUACAGCACGCUCACACCCACCCAAAGGAGUGCAGGUCCUGAUGAAGUCUACCAAUCACUCCACCCAUUGGCGAUGGAUAAUGACCAAGUCUACAGUACGCUCACACCCACCCAAAGGAGUGCAGGUCCUGAUGAAGUCUACCAAUCACUCCACCCAUUGACGAUGGAUAAUGACCAAGUCUACAGCACGCUCACACCCACCCAAAGGAGUGCAGGUCCUGAUGAAGUCUACCAAUCACUCCACCCAUUGACGAUGGAUAAUGACCAAGUCUACAGCACGCUCACACCCACCAAAAGGAGUGCAGGUCCUGAUGAAGUCUACCCAUCACUCCACCCAUUGGCGAUGGAUAAUGACCAAGUCUACAGCAAUCUCACACCCACCCAAAGGAAUGCUGCUCUGGAGUCGAUGUCAGUGGAUACAAGCAGUGGCCCAAAGAUUUUGAAGUAAAUGGGCCAACAAUAACAAGUAUACAUGCAUGUUUUGUCAUUGCAUUGCAAGUUAUGUAGACAAAAUCUGUUAAAACGGUCACAUUAUGGGCUCAUCUCACACUCGGGGACAAUGAAUUGGUCCCUACGAGGUAAUUUAUUACAUUUUAGGAUUAAGAACUGAUAUUCUGAAUUAAAUUAGGCUUGGGGGUGUGUAAUGUUUUUCACAAAGUGGUUAGAUUAAUUUGAAAUCCAUUGCUUACUUGUAUGAAAGUGAUUCUUUUUACAUAAUAACAAAGUGAUAAUGCUAAAAGACUGCAGCUAAAAUACUUUGUCUCAUGCUUUUAUAUUUGCUUUGAAUUUGCACAAUAUAGCACAUUUAGAUUUGUACCACUGUGGAUUUUAGUGUCAAAUUCACACCCAUCCACCUUCUUUAAGUUUAAGUAUUGCACUUUGCUUUCUGUUUAAAUUCUGAAUAAAGAAUGUUUUCCUGUU
Messenger RNA from Sebastes umbrosus (honeycomb rockfish), 2065 nucleotides. RefSeq lists its product as uncharacterized. The transcript has 16 exons. Lineage: Eukaryota; Metazoa; Chordata; Actinopteri; Perciformes; Sebastidae. Bases 138 to 1592 code for a protein of 484 amino acids. The record is from RefSeq and is a predicted model, not a curated record.